Molecule: messenger RNA, 2661 nt
Organism: Punica granatum (pomegranate)
Lineage: Eukaryota; Viridiplantae; Streptophyta; Magnoliopsida; Myrtales; Lythraceae
Source: RefSeq, a predicted model, not a curated record
UCCUCCCCCUAGCUGCAAGUGCAACUCCAGACAGAUUCAAAACCUCCCUCAAAAUUGUUCCUUCCCCUUCCCGACUCCUAACGUUCACCAAUCCCCAUGAUCUUCCUCUCAAGAUCUGCUCCUCCCCCUUCUCCUCUAUAUUAUCCCUUCCCUCCUCCAUAACAUCCACGAAGCCUCGACUCUCAAACCUCUCGUCUUCUCUUUCAUUUCUCCAUAGUCGCAGAUUUCCCAUGUCCCUCUUUUCCGGCAUAUCUUGCAGGCGCCUUGCAUUUUAGAGAGGACCCCUCCACUCCGCUGAUUAUUGCCACUAAAGAUGGGAAAUUGGAGCUGGGUUUGGGUUCUUUGGAUCUCUGUCUGUCUUUUUGCAUCUGGGUCUUCCUCAUCCGACGACCUUCGGCAAGCGUUUCCGAUAGUGGAACCUGAUCCUGGUCACACAAAACUUCGUCUUUCAAGGGAAGGUCUAGAUGUGAUUGAAAAGAUAACUACUCCAAUUGCAGUUGUUGCUGUGAUUGGACCAUAUCGUUCUGGAAAAUCAUUUUUGCUUAACCAGCUCCUCUCCCUAUCUUGUUCUGAAGGAUUUGGUGUUGGGCACAUGCGUGACACAAAAACAAAGGGAAUAUGGAUUUGGGGAACCCCUGUAGAGUUAAACAUCAAUGGAGUAAGAACUUCAGUUUUUUAUCUUGACACAGAAGGAUUCGAAAGCGUUGGCAAGUCUAACGUAUAUGAUGACAGGAUUUUUGCUCUGGCAACUGUUCUGAGCUCUGUCCUUAUUUAUAACCUGCCUGAGACGAUACGUGAAGCUGACAUAUCUCGGCUCUCAUUUGCUGUUGAACUUGCUGAAGAAUUUUAUGGAAGAGUCAAGGGGCAAGAUGUUGCCUUUGAACCUGCCAAGCUUCUAUGGCUCAUUCAGCGUGAUUUCCUACAGGGCAAAUCUGUACAAGAGAUGGUGAAUGAAGCUCUUAGACGUGUCCCGAACACCAAUGGAGACAAGAAUCUUGAUCAAGUUAAUCAGAUCCGGGAAUCCUUGGCUAUGAUGGGUGAGAAUAGCACAGCUUUUAGUUUGCCACAACCACAUCUUCAGCGGACAAAGCUUUGUGACAUGAGGGAUGAUGAGCUCGAUCCCGCAUAUGUUAUGAAGCGGGACCAACUGAAAGAGCUCGUUGGCAGCAUUAUUCUGCCAAAGAUUGUGCAGGGUAAAACACUGAAUGGGAAGGAGUUUGUUAGUUUUCUUGAGCAGAUACUAGAAGCCUUGAAUAAGGGAGAAAUUCCAUCGACAGGCUCCCUUGUUGAGGUUUUCAAUAAGGGCAUCCUUGAACGAUGCCUUAAGCUGUACAGUGAAUUGAUAUCAAGAGUGAAAUUACCGCUUCCUGAGAAUUCUUUACAAGAAAACCACGAGAGAUCCAGAGAGUCAGCCAUGAAAGCAUUUGAUGAGCAACACUUUGGGCGGCACCAUGCUAAGAGAUCAGCUAUGCAGCUGGAAGAAGAAAUAGACAAGGUCUACAAAAAUGUUAUUCUUGCAAAUGAGUACCGGUCGUCCAAGCUUUGCGAGUCACUGUACACCAGAUGUGAGGACAAAAUGGAUCAGCUUCAAGUUCUUAGACUUCCUUCCAUGGCAAAAUUCAACGCCGGAUUUCUUCAAUGCAACCAAAGCUUUGAGCAGGAGUGUGUUGGACCCUCCAAACUAAAUUAUGAACAGCGCAUGAUGAAGAUGAUGGGGAAGUCAAAAUCUCUUUUCAUUAAGGAGUACAAUCAAAGGCUAUUCAACUGGCUGGUGGCUUUCUCGCUUGUGAUGGUGGUGAUUGGCCGGUUCGUCAUAAAGUUCAUUUUGAUCGAGAUAGGAGCAUGGAUAAUGUUCAUAUUCUUAGAGACAUACACAAGAAUGUUUUGGUCUGCGGAAACACUUUACUACAACCCAAUUUGGCAUUUUAUCGUGGCUACCUGGGAGACUCUUGUUUACAACCCAAUCCUUGAUUUAGACAGAUGGGUGAUUCCGAUCGUGAUGAUGGGGGCAUUAGUUCUUCUUUAUUGGCGGUGUUAUGGGAGAAGGAAGCCGAGUUCUCGAUCUCUGUUGCCUCUUUUCAACAACCACAAGAGUGGCUCUGCGAGACCAAGGUCAGAUUAGAAAGGAAAUGGUACAGCCGCUUCCCUUUGAGACAUCUCCUUUUGAAGGCUGCUUCUCCUAUUCAGCGAGCUUCUCCUUUUUAAAAGGGCAAAGCCUGCCUGAAGAUCUCCCAUGCCUCAUGAGUCCACAUCAAAUGCCCCAUACAUAUUUACAUUCAUAUACUGCAAAGACAGAAACACCCAGGAAGGAAACGAGGCUGCAGUUGGGCAGAUAUAGAGGGCGAGGAACUCAGUUUUCUUUCAGACGAGCUGUGUGAGGGUACAUGUUUAGAUGUAGCAUAACCCGAAAGCGAUCAUUGUUGUGAUUAAAUUAAUUCAAUCCUACCCUACACAGCUGGAAAAGUUUGCGGUGCCCUUUGGGACUCGCGCCGAGAAAACCCAUCCUAAGUGUGAUGCCAUCGUUCACUAGUCAGCAGCUUUAUCUGUCCUGAUAUUUACUUGUUUCACAAAAACAACUUUAAUACGUAUUGCAAGUAAUAAUGGAUCACACAUCAGCACAACGUGGUUCUGUGCAGUGCUGUAUGGUUUUUGCAUUGCUGA